Effrenium voratum is the source of this 1434-nucleotide messenger RNA. The record is from the annotation of a GenBank genome assembly. Lineage: Eukaryota; Dinophyceae; Suessiales; Symbiodiniaceae.
AUGAAGUUCGGAGGAUACUCCGGCUUCACCUGGCUGAACGACUUCCAUAGCUUCAAUUUCGACACCAGCACCUGGCAGGACAUGCGCACCGCCGAAUCUGGGUCUGCGUUGCUGCAGCGGGGCACCAAAGCCUAUAUGAGCACCGACCGUGCGAAGGAAGUUGAGGAUGCUGUGGAAGCAGAUUUUGUGACGCAGUACCGCGAUGACUAUGCAGCAGCGCUGAUGGCCGCCUCCCCGGGCAGCGAAACACGUGUGCCGCUGAUUCUUGUCGAUGACCAGGCUACCCUGAAGUCGGUGAUCGAUGCGCUGAAGGUGCAAGAGCUUUUCUACGUGGGAGAGAAAUGCCGCGAUGCGCCGUAUGCGGAUUUGGAUGAGGACAUCUUCCUCGAUGUUGCCUUGGGGCGCAUUGUAGCACGAAACUUGGCAUCGGCGAGCCUUCUAGUGUCUCGCAUCGGCAACUAUGACUAUGUCCGUGACGCAGCUUCAGAAGGUCGCUUUGGCAUGGGAGGGACUUUGAAAUCCUCUGCAGACAGCAUCCGACCCGCUCUCACCAAUGUGGGUUUCAGUGUGGACAUGGUGGAUGAACACGAGCUUGCGCAACUCCAGAAGCUUCAGGUCUCUGCGUUCAUCCACGUGGACCAUGCUGGAGCUGGAGGAAUGGGUCAUUCCUUCAAGUACAACACCAAGGUGCUGCUGUCUCCUUCUGUGGUGAGUUCUGGUGGUUGCUCCACAUCUGGCUUCGACAAACUCAGCGAUCCUAUGGACUCGGUGGUCUUGACACUGCUGCAUUACGGAGCUGUGGCAUUUCUGGGUGGGCCGCGGAAUGCGAUCACCGCCUCCGGCUUGGUGCAUAAGACCGCCGAGUACGUGAUGAUGAACAUCGCUUUGAUGGGGGACCCGGCCUUCAAACUCUUCAUUCCAAGUGCUGCAGCAGCGGCCGGCUGGAAGAGAUCUCUACUACUAUGGGGCCCCUGGAGCCACGCCACAGAGAAGAUGUGGCAUGGAAGCAAGCUCCAUGAUGUUGAGUUCCCAUACCUCUAUGCGCGCUUUACCACGACGGCGGACGUGGUGGGCUUCAAGGCAUCCGAAGUGCCUCUUCCACUGGGCUGGACCGGCCCUGAUCGCGGACGCGGCUAUCCCGGUUCAGCUGGCACCAGCUUGCACGAGGACCGCCACGCAGAUGGCAGCAAGACGCUCAUGUGGCGCGCGUGCGUGACGGGUCAGCUCGCGGACCAGACCUACGAGAUGAUCCUCGGAGGCUCCGCCAAGCCCACGCCGCACGACUUGUGUCAAAAGGGCUGCGUGGAGCAUGAACCUGCGCUCUGGUUCUCUUCCUACGACGACCUUGUCAACAACACUGGCUCCGGUGGACAUUUGCAAGGCGCAAUGCAGCCAGGAGCGGAUGCUUCGAAGAGGGAUGGCGAGGCAACGUAG